UGAGGCCACACUUGAUGCCUCAGUAUUUGCUUUAGCCGUCUUUCAACUCAAGAGAAAACCCCGAGCUUUUGUUCAUGCCAUCUUCUCACCAUCAUACGAAAACACUUCUAACCAUCACAAAUCACCAUCUUCUCCAAAACCCCGAGCUUUGUAGUCUGGAUUAGCUUUUGUUGGGUUAGAUUAAGGUUAGAGUUGGGGUUUUAGUUCUACUGAAAAGAGGGAUUGAGUUCUCACUAAUCGAGUUGGGUUCUACUCGAUUGGGGUUCUACUCGAUUAGGGUUCUAGUUGGGAUUGAGUUCUCAUUACAUUCUGCUGAGAAGGAGGUUCGAGUUAUCACCAAUCGAUUUGGGUUCGAGUUUCUGAAAUCCUUGCGAUUGGUGUGAAACCGCAGUGGAAAGUGAUAGAUUUCAAGUGGAUAAGGGAGAACAAGGAUGCUGUUGCUUGGUAUUGCAGCCUAGUUUCAUCGGAUUUGGGUGAUAUCUGGUCAUUAGUGGGACUCAUAGGCAAUUAAUAGCCUUGGACUCAUAAACCUUUAUGUGGUUUGACGUACCCCUUUCAACAACUGGAAGGGGAAACCUGCUUUCUGGGAGGUGACCGGAUUCCAAUUAUUAUCUCCACGUACGUAUCUCGGCUUGAUGACCUUUUGCUUGAUAUGUGCAUACUUGGAUUUGAACUGGAGUUCAUGAAGGCUGGGAUAGCUAUAGUGUCCAACAAGUCAUUUCGUGGAAAAUAACCAAGGAAAACAGAAAUACAGAAGUCUGAAAUUGGACAAGAAUAAUAAUUCUGGGUCGAAACAGAAGGUUCGUGGAAACUAAUAUGGGGCCAUGAACAAGAACUGGAAAGUAAAAUAUAAGAGAAAGGAACAGAAAAGUUACCAACUUUCGGUGAAAGAAACGCGUAGGAAAUUGUAGCCACCAACUCUGGAUAAAAAGACAAACUCGACGCCUACUUGACCUUGACUUUCUCACCGGUUGAGGGCGAGCAUGUGAGAAGCGAAGCCAAUUGUUUGUCAUUUGACUCAUUUCACUGCAUUCCAUAUCCCUUCAAUAAUUACUCCAAUGAAGCCAUCGCCGCCACUGCCGUCGCCAUCGGAGCCACCAUUCCCAUGGAAGUUCUUACAAUACCGGCCGUCCUACGACGUGUUCUUGAGCUUCAGAGGUGAAGACACACGCAGGACCUUCACGGACCACCUCUACGCGGCACUAGUUCGUGCCGGAGUCGUUACGUUUAGGGAUGCCGAGGGACUAAGAUGGGGAGAAAACAUAGCGGAGAAAUUGGUGCAGAUAAUCCAAGAGUGUAGGAUCUCUCUCAUAGUCUUCUCAGACAAGUACGCGGAUUCGAGAUGGUGUCUCCAGGAGCUGGUGCAGAUCAUGGAGUGUAGAAGAACACGAAGGCAACUGGUUUUCCCCAUAUUCUAUCAUGUUGAUCCUUCACAUGUCAGAAACCAGACCGGUAGCUUUGCUCAUUCGUUUCAGAAAUAUGAAGAAAAGAUGCUCUCAGAAAAACAAAAAGAAGGUACAGAUGAGAUAGCCAUAUUUUCAGAAAAGAUGCUCUCAGAAAAACAAAAAGAAGGUACAGAUAAGAUAGCCAGGUGGAGAGUUGCUCUCAGAGAAGCGGCGAAUUUGGUUGGCUUCGAUAUUGCUGAUAGACAUGAAGCAGAGUUUGUCAAUAGCAUUGUUGACGAGAUAUGCAGACAGCUGACCAACACACACUUGAAUUUAGCUGUCUACCCAGUUGCAAUAGAUUCUCGUGUUGAUGAUAUUUGUAACUGUUUAGGUGUUGGAUUAGAUGAUGAUGUUCGCAUGGUUGGAAUUUGGGGUAUGGGUGGAAUUGGCAAAACAACAGUUGCCAAAGCCAUCUAUAACAAAUUUUAUCAUAACUUUGACAGUAGAAGUUUCCUAGCAGAUGUUAGGGAAACAGCAAAGGAUUCAAGUGGUAAGAUUGCUCUGCAAGAAAGACUUCUUUCUGAUGUCUUAAAACCAGCCGAGAUAGUGGUAGGUGAUGUUUCCAGAGGCAUCAAUGUGAUAAGAGAACGACUUGGAAGCAAAAAGGUACUUGUCAUUGUCGACAAUGUAGAUCAUGAGGACCAAUUGCACGCAUUGGCUAUAAGGCAUGAUUCCUUUGGUCCGGGAAGUAGACUUAUUAUAACAACAAGAGAUCGACAUUUACUGGAACUACUGAAAGUGGAUACAAUACAUCUAACUCGAGAAAUGAAUGAAGAAGAAGCUCUUGAGCUCUUUAGUUGGCAUGCCUUCCAAAAUCAUUCUCCUGAUGAAGACUAUAUCGAACUCUCAAGAAAAGUGGUUACUUACUGUGGGGGUUUACCACUGGCUCUUGAAGUUUUAGGGUCUUUCCUCUUUGGAAGGAGCAUAGGAGAUUGGAAUAGCACAUUGAAGAAAUUGAAAAAGAUUCCUCAUGUCAAAAUUCAGUCAAAGCUCAGAAUAAGCUUUGAUGCAAUUGAUGAGAGCGAGAGGAACAUAUUCCUCCAUAUAUGUUGUUUCUUCAUCGGAAUGGACAAGAACUACGUCAUACAAAUUCUCAACAGCUACGGUUUUUCUGCAGAAAUAGAAAUCAGUGUCCUGCUCCAACAUUGUCUUGUAACUGUUAAUGAAAAAAACAAGCUCAUGAUGCAUGAUUUGCUUCGAGACAUGGGCAGAGAAGUUGUUAGUGAAGAAUCCCCUAACCGUCCUGAAAGACGUAGUAGAUUGUGGCGUGAGGAAGAUGUAAUAGAUGUAUUGACAGAUGAAUCUGGAACUGAAGAGACUGAAGGACUCGCUCUAAAUUUACAAAGAUCUGACAACAUGAGUUUCAGUACAAAAGCAUUUAGAAACAUGAAGAGACUGAAAUUGCUCCAACUCAAGUAUGUACAUCUCACUGGAGACUGCGACAAUUUUCCCAAAAAGUUAAGCUGGCUCUGCUUACGAGGGUUUUCUCCACAGGUCAUACGUAAUGAGUUUCUUAAUGAAACAUACUUGGUUUCUGUCGACCUACGGUACAGCAACCUCCUACGAGUUUUGGAGGAUUCCAGGCGGCUUUGGAGAUUGGCGAUACUUAAUCUUAGUCAUUCACAUUACCUAAGAAAAUCACCAGACUUUUCACAACUCCCAAAUCUACAGUAUUUGAUCCUUAAAGACUGUGUGAGUUUGCCAAAGAUUGACAAGUCCAUUGGACAUCUUCAUCAGCUUGCCUUGCUAAAUCUUAAAGGAUGCACUAAGCUCAAGGACCUUCCGGAGGAUUUUUAUAAGUUGCCUUCUGUUAGGACUCUUGUUCUUUCUGGCUGUUCGAGAUUUGAGAAAUUGAGCAAGGAUAUUGCAUAUAUGAAGUUGAGAACUCUUCUUAUAAGUGGCACAGCCAUAAGUGAAGUACCAUCCUCGAUAGAUUAUCUGAGAGACUUGGACUUUUCAUCUCGACAAGGCCUGAGUGGACUAAAACGAUUUUCUCAAGAUGAGACAUCAGGACCUAGCAGGCUGCGUUUGAGGGAGCUUGUAAGCUUGUGGGAGCUUUUAAGCUUUUUAAAUUAUAAGGAAUGGACAAGCUGGUGUUUGGUAAAGUUGAAAACACUUGCUGUUGGAAUUAAUGCUUUUCUAGUCCAACUAGGUAACUGCAUCAGCGAGUUCACUGUAGAAUACUUAGCUGCAGUGAAGGAUAUUUUCCUGCCACUUGCUCUAGAAUACUUAGCUGCAGUGAAUGAUAUUUUCCUGCCACUUGCUCUUAGCUGUAGUGAAGGAUAUUUUCCUGCCACUGUUUACUCCGCUCAAAUUAGUUUUUUUUUUUUCUUUUUUUCUUUUUUUUUAAAAGAUGAUCAAAGGAUUUCACUCCUACCCCCUGUUUACUCCGCUCAAAUUAGUUUUUUUUGUUGAAGGAUGUCGACAUAAUGUGUGCCUCUACAAACUAGGGUUUAGAGUUGUAAUAGGAAAGCGUUCUAGGUAUUCAAUUGUAUUCGGAUUCUAUUACCUAUUGUGUACCUUGUAACUCCCUAUAUAAAGGGCUCCUAUUAUCAAUAAUAAACACAUUACAAUUCUCCUACAACACGUUAUCAGUACGAGUUCUAACUCAAGCCCAAAAGAAAAAGAAAAAACCCUAAAACUGCUGCAGCCUCUAACCCUAGCCGCAGCCUCCUACUGCAGCCUGCUGCCCCAACCCACUGCCGCAAGUCCUCACAGCCUCCCUACUGUUUCCUGCCGCAAAUCUGCAGCCUCUGCUGCUCCUGCCGCAAGUCUGCAACCCUCACAGCACCCCUGCUACUCCUGCCGCAAGCCUGCAGCCCCUGCUGCCUCUCUGCUGCUCCUGCCGCAAGCCUGCAGAAACUGCUGCUUGCUGCUGUCCAAACUUCUGCAGAAACUGCUGCCGAACCUGCUGCUGAAACUGCUGCUUGCUGCUGUCCAAACUGCUGUAGAAACUACUGCCACUUGUUGCUGCUGCUGCCCCAACACGCCUGCUCCAACACGCGCGUGUUCUCAAGCCCAGAACCAUCACGAUGUCAAACUCGAACAUACUCGAUUUUUUUCCAUUGGAUUAUGCAGGCAAAAGAUACCUAACGUGGGCUCAGGAUGUUGAGCUCCACCUUAUUGCCCGUGACUUAUUGCAUACAAUCCAAGAGCUUUGUCCUAUAGAAACAGCUCCAGACCCUCAAACUGAGAAAGAUAUUUCCAGGGCACUUGCCUUCAUGAAACGUCACAUGGAUAGUGACCUCCAGUUUGAGUUCAUAAAUGAGGAUAGCGCUAUAAAGCUUUGGCAAGCGCUUCGCGAACGAUAUGGCAUGGCAAUGUUCGUGACUCCAUCCUUCCGAAUACAGAAGCAGAAUGGAAAGAUCUUCGCUUCUCUGAAUUUGACACAGUCAUGCAAUUUUAUUCGGAAGCCCUCCGCAUCAGAGCAAUGAUGCACUUCUGUGGCAAGACGAUCACAGAAGAACAAUUGAUUGAGAAAACCCUCAAUACCUUCCCUGUCUAUGCUAUGAGAUCCUGUGAUUUAUUUAAGACUCAUAUAAAUGCAAGACGGAUCACAAGUUUUCAACAGCUUAUUGAAGCUAUGAACAGAGAUAUUGAUAGGCCUCAAGAUGGCCAUCAAGAGCAUCGUCCCAUCGCUAGAGAAAGUUGCCAUCGACGUCAUGAUCCAUACGAUCGAAAUGCUCGAGAAGGUAAUCGCCCAAGGCGACAAUCACGCGACCGUAGGAGCCGUGAUUUUGAGGGAAGAAGGGUUGGAAACCAUGGAGCCAACGUUGGCCAUGGUCAUCACUUUCCAACGGCACUGGUCCUAGGAACCAUGCAAAUUGCGCCAAUGCGCCUUAAUCAAGGGAGAAUCCUCUUUAUGGUGUCUAUUUCUGAUAUGGAACGUCUGAUCAAUGGACCCGAAUUUGCAAUGUACCUAAGAAGGUAGCCGCGUCAUGGUGAUCAAGACAUCGAGUUCAAAAAGACUUUAAAUCUGGCGAUGAAGACAAAAUGCCGCAGAUUUUUUCGAAUAGUCUUUUAUUUUCCAAGAAAUAUGUAAUGGCAAUUAUGUCUUAAAUCAAUAAAUGACAUUUUGUUUUAA
This is a messenger RNA of Rosa rugosa (rugosa rose), 5529 nucleotides long. RefSeq names its product disease resistance protein RUN1-like. The transcript is spliced from 10 exons. NCBI's taxonomy places the organism in Eukaryota, Viridiplantae, Streptophyta, Magnoliopsida, Rosales, Rosaceae. Gene Ontology annotation, molecular function: ADP binding. The record is from RefSeq and is a predicted model, not a curated record. Bases 1059 to 3860 code for a protein of 933 amino acids. Gene Ontology annotation, biological process: signal transduction; defense response.